AUGGACCACAACAAAGAGUCGAUCGUACCCAUUCCACCGGCCACUGAACCAACUACAGAUUCUGCAGUAGAAGCUGCAACUGUACCAAAAACGGUGCCGGUUGAUGGCACAACUUCGCCCACAGCGGUGCCGACAGAGUCACCCGCAGCGUUGCCCACAGUACCUGAAGCUACGCCGACACCGGAGCCAGUCACAGCCACAACAAGAUCAUUGCCGGCAACGGACCCAAUGGCGAUCAUACCGGCAGAGAUUGGACCUCCCCCACAAUACGAUGAAUACGACAAAGACGCAAUAACGACUCCUGCACCGGCAGUCACAUUGCCACAAACCACCGAGAAAGGCACACCAGUCGGACCACAAGUUCCAGUUGCGCAGAGAGUCAUUCCACUGGCCAAACUUGGCGAAGAUCCCGGACGGAUCAGUUGUCCGUUUUGUUUCCACGAGGUUCAGACCAGGGUCAACAAAGAGAGCACCAGUUCCACAACUAUGGCUGCCGCCUGUUGCUGUCUCUUAGGUGGCAUUAUCUGUGCAUUUUUACCAUUUUGCAUGGAAAUGUGCCACGACUCGCAUCACUAUUGUUCAAAUUGUGGCGUGCAAGUUGCUAUUCACCCUCACGAGGGCCCGGUACAGACAUUUGGGCCUGACUCCCCCGGCGCCAUUAUUGAAGCACCAGGGCACAUUCAACCACCAGAGGCUGUUAAGAAGAACUAG
This is a messenger RNA of Penicillium vulpinum, 711 nucleotides long. RefSeq names its product LITAF-like zinc ribbon domain-containing protein. Gene Ontology annotation, molecular function: zinc ion binding. The record is from RefSeq and is a predicted model, not a curated record. Lineage: Eukaryota; Fungi; Ascomycota; Eurotiomycetes; Eurotiales; Aspergillaceae. The transcript has 3 exons. The coding region runs from base 1 to 711 and encodes 236 amino acids.